UGACGGAAGAGCGCCGUGCCGCGCCCUGCCGUCCGCUAUUCGAGUCACUUUGAACGAUAGCUGUUGGGCUCACAUUCGUCUGUUGAGAGACUGACUUCAUCUAAAGGAGGACGCUAACAGACGAUGGCUGAGACCAAGGCUCAGACCAAUGGCCUUUCGGAGGGCCAGGCCAAGGCUGAGAGGUACGACCCUGACGACCCUGAGGCACAGCGACAAAUGUGGAGGCCCCCAGACAUAGAGCAAGACAUGAAGGAAAUGGAGCGCCGAAAGCGUGUGGAGAUGAUCAUGAAUAGCCAACUGUUCCGGGAGGAGCUUGAGCGCAUCAUUGAGUCGCAAUUGUCAGAGGGCUACACACCGUCCAACAUGGCAGCAUUGCAGCAGGUGACGGAACUCUUGCUGCCACAUGCGACAAAGCAGUCAACAAUUCGAGGUGGCCGUUGCUUGGUUCCUAUCAAUGACGUUCGUGGAAUUGAUGGCCUGCGCUACUCAAAAGGAGAAAAGCUGCUGCGUUGCAAGCUUGCUUCGCUUUGUCGCCUGUUAGAUGCAUACGGAUGGACCACAACAGCCUUCAACCACAUCACACUGCGUGUGAGCCAAGACCAGGAGCAUUUUCUGGUAAACCCAUUUGGGCUUCUGUACCAUGAGGUGACUGCCUCCAGCCUGCUCAAGCUCGACAUGCAGAGUAACGUCAUUGACUCGGGCACCACUACGUUCCAUUUCAAUCGACCAGCCUAUAUGGUGCAUGCUGCCAUCCAUGCAAACCGACCUGACAUUAAGUGUAUAAUUCAUCUCCAGCACCCACCCUGUGUCGCGGUGUCGUCACUGAAGCAGGGUCUUCUGCCUAUCACACCUGAUGCUGCCCUGCUUGGGGAAAUCGCCUACCAUGAGUACAGAGGCAGCAGUGCCGACACGCAUGAGGUUGCACGUAGCCUGGGGCCCAACAGCAAGGUUCUGUUCCUGCGUAAUCACGGGGUGCUCGUGUGUGGAGAUUCGGUGGAAGAAGCCUUCUCUAACCUGUGUUCAACUAUAGAGACAUGCGAGACACAAAUGAAGCUUGCACCCAUUGGUUUCGACAAUGUGCACCUUCUCUCUGAAGAGGCACAGCGCAGCAUGCGUGAGGAGCACGCACGCCAGAAGGGAGUUGAUGAGCCCCUUCCUGGUGGGGAUGAGGACAAGGAGAAGGCUGAGCCGAAGGAGAAACCCAAGCGCUGGCGCCCUUGCGACAUUGUCUUUGAGGCCCACAUGCGCACCCUUGACAACUCGGGUCACAGAACAGGAUACAUCUAUCGACAACCACUGCUGCGCAAUGAGCAGCCACGUCUCAAGACAGAUGUGGAAGUGCCCCCAUCAGCCAGCUCCAUCGCGCAGUUUUUGGAAGAAGAUAAGUGGCUGAGUCCCUUGAAGAAGCUGUUAGAUGGACGGAAGACUCAGGACAAGCUGCGCUGGGUGAAUUCGCCAAACACUUACCAACGGGUGGAAGUGCUUGAAACAGGCACUGCUGACCCCAAGAAGAUCACAAAGUGGGUAGAAGUUGGAGGGAGUGGGGAAGCUGAUUCAUGGGUGCAAGAAGGUUCCCCCUCCCACUCGACCUCCGUUAAAAUAGACACGUCCCAUCAGUUUGUGCCCAAAGGCACUGACCCUGCUGAGUUUAAGCGCAAGCAGAAAGAGCUGAAAGAAAACCGCCUCAAUUCGAAAAUAAAUGCAGGGCCACAAUCAAACCUUCUUGAUGGAGUCACUUGGGAAGAAGUUAAGAAAAUGCAGGAUGCUGUGGCGAGUGCAACAGGCGACCAAGUUGUGCUUGUGGGUGCUGCAUCAAAGGGGAUAAUUCAGCGUGACUAUCAGCACAAUGCUAUGGUCUACAAAACUGCCUAUAGUAAGAAUCCCUUUGACAACAUUACUGACUCUGAGCUUGAAGACUACAAGCGACUUGUGGAAAGAAAGCAGCGUGGAGAAUCAAUUGAUGAUGAUGUGCCAGACAGCUUAAAGCCAUUGCUUGUUGAACCAGUCGCUGUCCCAAGCCAGGGACCACAGCGGACAUCCAGUCCACUGCAGUCACCUGCUCAGUCACCAACAUCACCUGCAUCUGACGAAGAAGUCAAGACAUCUGUUAUAACGGCGGUGCGCUACCUUCAACCAAACAUGACAGAACCACAGAUUAUCAUCACAGACGAUUCAAAAUCCAGUGCUCGAGUGAAGCGGUCAUUGUCAUCAAGGUUGGCCACAGAAGAGGAAGAGCGUAUCGUGCCACAACAGUUUGGGCGGCGAGCGCAGUCUGAGCGCAAGCCCAAGCGCCAGAGUGAUGCGCCAGUGAAUGGGGAUGAGAAGCUGAGGUCAGCGGAGAGUGGCGACGUUUCAGCAGCAUCGCGCAGCAGCAAAGAGCAGAGCUCGCCUGUGAAGGACGUCGAGGGUGAGUCGCCCAAAAAGGACAAGAAGAAGAAAAAGGGGGGCUUGCGGACACCCUCAUUUCUUAAGAAGAAGAAGCACCGUAAGGAGAAGGAGGACAAAGAAAAGGCUGCCUCUGAGUGGCAGAACCGAAGCCAGUAGCCCCCAUCCAUUUGCAAGUGUGACGCUCUGCUGAAGAAAACUGCCAGGCACCCAAGCUCAUUCUUCCCAGGACUGAUGCAGGCACUGCCACCAAACUAUGGCUGGUUUAAAGCAAAAUGGACUGCAACGGCAGAUGACGACGCUUCAAGAGCUCUCUGGUUCUCUUGUUUAUAUUGUUGCAAAUGCUUGAGAACAUCCUUUCUUAUAGGGAACCCUGAGCGUUUUCUUUUUAUUGGCAUUGUCCUUUUUUUUUUUUAGCCCAUUUUUCAUUUUAAGCAAUCUUCUGCAGCUUUAGUUGCGGCUCUUGACAUUUCUUGCAAGAUGCAAGGAUAUUGAGAGGGGCAGUGUGUCAACAUUAACUGUACCUUUGUUACAGUUGGUUUGCUAAACAGCGCUGGAUGAACAGCUUUUAUUUUGUGUAACUUUUAUAUUGCUCUGACUCGGGAGAGUGGCAAGCUUCAUGUUGUCUUUGUCUUGACGAGAGCACCAAGCAGAUUUUGUUCUAUCUAAACUGAAGCUGGCGUACAUCCGUUAGUGUUACCUUGAGGCUAGCCAAAGCAAAGGUUGUCUUGUUUGUGCAGUUAUGCGCAGUUUAGACAUGACACUGUUUGUCUCAUUCUUCAAUAUGUGUAAUAAAUCUCUCCUUUUAUAUAUAUAGAUAUAUAUAUAUAUAUAUGUAUAUAUAUAUCUAUAUAUAUAUGUACACACACACACACAUACAUACAAAGUCUGCAUACUUAGUGCUUUUAUCUUGUCCUUUCGUGGCAUUUUGAAUUUUAGAUGCAUGUUAAGGGUUCCAUAUGGAACUGUAACUGUAAUAGCAAAAAUAAAAAAAAACUCCAUUGUUCUAUUCUUGCCCGUGUUGUCUGUCCAGACAGGGGUAUUUGAAGGAAGGUUAUUUGAGCUCUGAGGGUGGCUACAUUUCUUAGAUGGCUCGUCAACUGCCAAUUGCAGAUCACUUCCAGCCAUUAGUGUGUUUAUUUAUUCACUUGGGAGAUGCUUGCCUAGCUUAUUUGCCCAGAGCCUUGUUUGCAUGUAACUCUACGUGCGGGAAGUGUACAUAUUAUGCUGUUGGGAGAGACCCAGUCUGUGUGCGAGGUGGCACCAUGACCCUAGCACGUGCUAGGCUCCAGACUUAGCAGGGUGUUUGCUGCCCCUCUUGCUUGCUUGGGCCCAUGUAUAGCGGUGGCCAUGGCGGUCACCAGCUAAGUGCAGUGUUUUGGCAUAGCCUGGGACUCCUGUGCAUAUGCACCAUUUGUUGUUUCCUGUGCCCUUGUUUUCCUCCAUCUUCUAGUAUGUGUGCUGUUUACCACAGCCUGUCUCCAAGUUGGUCUGUUGUGGUGCUUGCCCCUGUUUUGUGUUGCUCUGUCAUCAGAGCCAUGUGCUUGUCCAUCCAACCUCUUGUUUGUUCUGUAGCCACGAGUGUUUGCUGGGUCUCAUGCCAGGUGUUGCAAGGAGGAGGUGCGACGGUCAUUCAGAUGUUUCUGGCUGCUUCUAUUUCUUCUGCUGUUGUCUUCUCCUGGAAUGCAGUGUAGCUGAAAGGUGUACCUAUUUCAAGAAAGCUCUGGAGCAGCUUUUUCAGCCUACAAAACUGUGAAUAAAAAUUGAAAGUGUU
Messenger RNA from Dermacentor andersoni, 4159 nucleotides. It is a transcript of the gene hts, whose product is annotated as adducin 1-like protein hts. NCBI's taxonomy places the organism in Eukaryota, Metazoa, Arthropoda, Arachnida, Ixodida, Ixodidae. Gene Ontology annotation, molecular function: actin filament binding. The record is from RefSeq and is a predicted model, not a curated record. Gene Ontology annotation, cellular component: cytoskeleton; plasma membrane; postsynaptic density.